CGGGCUCGGUGGUCGCUGGUGACGCCGCCAGGCAGCGAUGCGGGCCCCGGGCGCUGCCGGCAGCCGGCCCCCGCCGUGAGCCGGUGGGGCUCGCAGGCCGGCCCGCGGGGCGCAUGGAGGCAUCCGCCGCGCUCUGCGAGGUGUGAGUCCCCGCGGGACAGCGCGGCUCGGCCCCGCCGCGCCAGCGGCCCCGGGCCCCGCUCAGCGGCCGCGGCAGAGCCAGGAGGGGUCGGCACCGACACCGGCACCGGCGUCGCGGCGGCCGCCGCCUCCUGAGACAUGAAGAAGUUCUUCGACUCGCGCCGGGAGCAGGGCGGCUCCGGGCCCGGCUCGGGCACCAGCGGCGGCGGCGGCGGCAGCAGCGGCCCGGGCAGCGGCUACAUCGGCCGGGUCUUCAGCAUCGGCCGGCACCAGGUCACGGUGGACGAGGUGCUGGCGGAAGGUGGCUUUGCAAUCGUGUUCCUGGUGAGGACGAGCAAUGGGGUGAAGUGUGCCCUGAAGAGGAUGUACGUCAAUAACGAGUACGACCUGCAGGUCUGCAAGAGAGAGAUCCAGAUCAUGCGGGAUCUGUCUGGCCACAAGAACAUUGUGGGCUACAUCGACUCCAGCAUCAACUCAGUCAGCAGCGGGGACGUGUGGGAAGUGCUGAUCCUCAUGGACUUCUGCCGGGGGGGACAGGUGGUGAACCUGAUGAACCAGCGCCUGCAGACCGGCUUCACCGAGAGCGAGGUCCUGCAGAUCUUCUGCGACACCUGCGAGGCCGUGGCCCGGCUGCACCAGUGCAAGACCCCCAUCAUCCACAGGGACCUGAAGGUUGAAAACAUCCUGCUGCAUGACCGUGGCCACUACGUCCUGUGUGACUUUGGGAGUGCUACCAACAAAUUCCAGAACCCUCAAACAGAGGGGGUGAACGCAGUCGAGGAGGAGAUCAAGAAGUACACGACGUUGUCCUACAGAGCACCAGAGAUGGUGAACCUGUACAGUGGCAAACUCAUCACUACAAAAGCUGACAUUUGGGCCCUGGGCUGUUUGCUGUACAAGCUGUGCUACUUCACCUUGCCCUUUGGGGAGAGCCAGGUGGCCAUUUGUGACGGCAACUUCACCAUCCCGGACAACUCGCGGCACUCGCAGGACAUGCACUGCCUCAUCCGCUACAUGCUCGAGCCAGACCCUGAUAAGAGGCCUGACAUUUAUCAGGUGUCCUACUUUGCAUUCAAACUGGCCAAGAAGGACUGCCCGGUGCAGAACGUCCAGAACUCUCCAAUCCCUGCUAAACUCCCAGACCCAGUUAAAGCAAGUGAAGCUGCUGCAAAGAAGAGUCAACCAAAGGCCAGGCUCACAGACCCCAUCCCUACCACAGAAACGUCCAUAGCACCCCGCCAGCGACCUAAAGCAGGACAGACCCAGCCCAACCCUGGAAUUCUGCCCAUCCAGCCAGCCCUGACGCCCAGGAAGAGAGCCACAGCCCAGGCAGCCAUUCAGCCGCAGGCUGCAGGCGCGGCUGCCCUGGGCAGUGCCCAGCCCUCGCUCCCUGCCAGCACCCCCCAGCCAAAAGCAGCCCCCCAGCAGCCUCCAGCCCAGCCCCAGGCCAAGCCGGCAGCAGCGCCCCAGGCACCGCCCCAGGCCCCCUCGGCACAGCCCCAGGCCACCCCUCAGCAUCAGCAGCAGCUUUUCCUGAAGCAGCAGCUCCUGCAGCAGCAGCAGCAGCAGCAGCAGGCUGCCUACUUCCAGCAGCAGCAGCAGCAGCAGAUGAUGCAGGCACAGCAGUUCCCAGUGGUGCAGCAAGGAGCGCCCGCGCAGCAGCAGCAGCUGAUGCAGAACUACUACCAGCAGCAGCAGCAGCAGCAGCUGCUGGCCCAGCAGGCAGCUAUGCAGCAGAAGACCACAGCAGCAGCAGCAGCAGCUCAGCAGAAGCAGCAGCCCCAGGCCCAGCCUGGCACGGCACCGCCGGCGCAGCCACAGGAGCAGGGGGCGCAGGUGCAGGCUCAGAGGCAGCAGCAGGCACAGGGGCAGAAGCUGGGCUCCCUCACGCCGCCGUCCUCGCCCAAGGCGCAGCGCGCGGGGCACCGCCGCAUCCUCAGCGACGUCACCCACAGCGCCGUGUUCGGCGUGCCCGCCAGCAAAUCCACCCAGCUGCUGCAGGCUGCCGCCGCCGAGGCCAGCCUCAACAAGUCCAAAUCUGCUUCCACCACGCCCUCGGGCUCGCCAAGGACCUCGCAGCAGAAUGUCUACAACCCCCCCGACAUGUCCACGUGGAACCCCUUUGAUGAUGACAACUUCUCCAAGCUGACAGCCGAGGAGCUGCUGAACAAGGACUUUGCAAAGCUGGGGGAUGGGAAAGCUCCAGAAAAGGCAGGCAGCUCCACAGAGAACCUGAUCCCAGGUUUCCAGCCCGCUGCGCCCGCGGCCCCGGCGGAUGCCUUCGGUGGCUCCUCCUUCCCUGCUGGGCCAGCAGAAAAAACGAAAGACAUUCUGAGUUUGGACUCUAGCCCUGCUCUUCUGACUGUGCCUGAUCCUUUCAUCCCUCUCCCGUUAUCCGACACCCCAGGUGUGCAGAGGGCUCCGGGCCGGUUCCCCGCCGUCGCUCUCGAGCUCUGUAAAGGAGAUCCCGGCAGGGACGGACGCGCCUCGUACCAGGGUCAGCCCGAGAUGCUGGAGGGGAAAGUGCAGCACAACUCAGAGCCGGAGUACUUGGCCAGAGAUGGACCUUCAAGCAACAGCUCCUUCUACAGCAGCGAAGGAGAGGGGACAGACCACGAGGGAGAUAUUCUGGAUUGCAGCGGGUCCAGGCCUUUACUGAUGGAUUCGGAAGAGGAGGAGGAGACGUGCAGGUUGUGCCCGGGGUUCCUGCAGCCUGUGCCCAGGCACGAGGCCUCCAAAGAGGAUCCCCAGUCCCAGGCCAGAGCAGGGGAGCCACUGUUCCCGGCCUUCCAGUCGCACAGCGGGGAGGCUUUUAACGAACCCGACGUGUUUGCCACGGCCCCUUUCCGAAGCUCCAGGAAGGUCCCCGAUGAAGUGGAUGUCUUUACCAAAGCUCCUUUUAUCUGUAAGGGCAACGCGGCUCUGCGGCAUCCAGAGGAAACAGAUGUGUUUCUGAGAGCCCCUUUCACCAAGAAGAAAAGCGUGGAAGAGUUGACUUGCCACAAGGAGCCGUUCACAGCGCCCGUUUUCCUGAGCCAGGGAGGCGACGGCCGAGCUCAGCCGAUGUUCCCGGGCCUGGAUCCGGCAGCGCACGGCUCCGUGGCCUCGGCGAGAGCUCCGCAUCCUUCUGCUGCCUUUGCCCAGCCAGGCAAUGUCCACCCCUGCUCCGUCAGAGCCGUGGAGGCCCAGGAGAGCAGCCCUGCCAAAGCGGCGCUGCCCGAGCAGGGCGACGCGCUGGGCUCCGUGGCCAAGCAGCCCUUCCGUCCGCAGUCCCUGUCCAAGUACUCCCGGCACUACGGCCCCGCCGACGGGCCGGGGCUGGAGGCCCAGCCCAUAGCUGCUUACAAAGUGGUGUCUCACACCAACAGACAGGCCAUAGCGGGCUCUGUCUCGGUUGUCCCGCUGUCUUCCAGGACUACGGAGCUGCCCGGCGCUGAUCCCUUCGCCUCGGCGCCCUUCCCUUCCAAAGCAGCCAAGCAGAAGCCUUGACGUGCCUGAGCAGGGGCUGUGCUGCCUGCAGGGCCGCCUCGUGAGGGCCUCAGACCUCUGCGCUGGACUGAAUGACAUAGCAAUAUAUACAUAUAUAUAUAUAAAGUAAUUAUUAUUUUUGGUCAGAACUCUAUUUGCAGUGAUAUAUAGUUGAACCAUUUAAGUUAUGUUUUUCCGAAUGCCGGGCUCUCAGGAUCCUCGUAUCCUUUCCAGUUGCUUCUCACCUUCCUCCUCUCACUGUCUUCCCUCCAUUUAUUUUUUUUUGAAGCUUUUCUCGAACCAGCAGUAUUUCCAUAUUUUCUGGGGUUCUCCUGGGUGGAGGAAUGCACUACAAGAUGAAUUAAAAGGUUUAUUAAUUACAGAGCGAGUCAAGCAGGACUUGCUAAUGCUCUGGAAAGGACAUGAUUUCACAGGUUAAAGGCUUAUUGUGACUUUUGCUCUCAGUGACAUUCCUGCUGCUCGGCAGCAGCGGCAGCCACGGCCCUGUGGGUGCUGUGCCACAGAGGCAGAGCCGUGCUGGGAUGUCUGGUGCCAGUCUGGGCAGUGCUGGUGGGAGCAGAGCCAGGGCAGCAGCACAGCCGUGGAUGGAACACGAGGCCGUGCUGCUGCCCCGGGCUGGGGCUGGGGCAGGGAAGCUGUUGUGAGCCCAGUGAGGCAAUCAGGCUGCUCCUGGUGCUGGAAAAUCAACGAGCAAACAAUCGGCAGAGCUUUCACUUUUCAUGGUUGCGAUGACAAUGAUGAUUUUAGAGCAGAAAUACUUGGGUCUGAUGGCAAGCUGCCUGACCAGCCAGGGCCGGAGUUUGGCCUUGACUGGGAGGGUUUCCCUAAAGUAUCUUACAAACAAACUUUUAUUAAUAAUCAAUGGUAACAUGAACAACCUACAAAGGAUAUAAAUAAUGUCAGGUAAUUAACUUACAGCUCAAUCCCUUUAUAAAAACUCCAUGUAUUAGCAUUACGAUAUAAACAAUAUAUUCAGAAUUACCAAUCAUCCCAACUGUUUCUUGUGUAAAUAUGUUUAAAGUUACGGCCCAAACCUCACAAACCAGUCACUGAACAAGCUCCAUUCAUCUUGUCCCUUCAGUUUCCCCAGCUGAUGAUGGAGUCAGAGUAAGAGGCUGGUCAGACCACCUUUGCAGGUACCCAUCGUGGACCAGAAUAUGUGGAACCAUGAGAAUAUCCUCCCCUCCAGGUUAUUAAUGGAAAGGGACCUUCACAUUUUCUACUUUCAGGAUUCUUAACAAAUACUUGAGCUUUUUCUAGGUGAGUUUGUGAUCCACUGAAAGGGCAUUGGACUGGGGUUAGGUCAUUCUGAAGGUGAUUCAAAAAAUUUAUAUAUAUAUAUAUAUAUAUAUAUAUAUAAGGUUUCUUGCAGUCUUUUGUGGGGGUAUACCCUAUCACCAAGUUGGAAGAGACCUUCAAGCUCAUCAAGUCCAACCCAGCCCCAACACCUCAACUAAACCCUGGCACCAGGUGCCACAUCCAGUCUUUUUCUGCACACUUCCAGGGAUGGAACUGUGACAACAACAAAACCCCUCCAGCAACAUUUUUAGAGAAUCAAGGCUUUACUUUGCUUCAUGCAAGGAUGUGCAGCAGCAAUAAUUUCAUCCACACACAGCCCGGGCAUUCAGAGGGAAUCACUCUACGACACGUGAGUUUUGGUAGAUUUUUUCACCUCUUUUACACAGUCACAACCCCAUAGAAAUUCGUUGGUUCGAGGGAGGUGGUUUUAGUUUUAAAUCUGUGUUCCCCCAGGUCGGUUGUAGCUGGAUGGGAUCAGUGAGAGACGCAGAGAACGGCUGUGAGAGCAAACUGUGAAUUCAAGGACAGCCACCAGCCUGUGUGACAGCCCCGCUGAGCCAGGAGCUGCCCCUGAGCUCUGCACUCUGCUGGGAAGCUGCUGGGAGGGAGGUCAGGCCCUGGUGCUGUGGGAUGGACCCAUGGAUCAGGGAGGUGCUUUGCUGGAGUGAGCCGGUACCCUGUGUGCGCCACGUGGGUUCGGGGUGUCACCUCUGCUCACUGCAUUCAGGUUCUCCUUCCUUCUCUUCAUUUUUACUUGAAAAAUUGCUUCUGAAUAAUCCAGUGGAGCUUCUGUCAGUGCCACGUGCAGUCGCACAGAGCUGGUGCUGGAGGAGCAUCAGCCUGUCCCUUCACGCUGGGAGCAAGGGAAGGUGCACUGAGCCGCGCGGGCUCCACUCCAGCCCUGCUCAGCCCAGCUCAGGCUGAAUUUCCAGCUGGCAUUUUGGCAGCUUUUCUGUCCUCCAGGCACUUUACAGGAACAGCAGGCUGACUGUGCCACAGAGCUCAUGAUCCUGCCAGACAUAUCCAGUUCUUAAACUCUUUUAAAUCUCUUCUAGGGGUGGAGGCAGCUCGUUUGUAUCUCUGCGUGUGACUCAUAACGUAAUGGGAUGUCUGGUUAUGGUCAGAAGACUCAAUUUCAGUGCCUGUUAGUCUAAUACCCUUCUCAUUUCCAGCCUGUUUUCCUCCUAAUCCUAUACUACCACUGCUGCAGCCUCAGCGUGAUGAGUUGUAAGUGGAAAUUUAAUUUCCAUAGCAUCUGAAGCUUAUUGUUUUAAUGAAUGUGGAAGAAUCAUGGUAAUUAUUUGCCACACAAUCAGUGAUCUUAAUGAAGUGAGACUUACACAGACUCAAUGGGUGUGUUUUGAAAUCAGUUUGCUGAAAAGAACCACUGGUUGCACGUGUUUUGUAACGCUGUAGUAAGAGGUGUUCACUGCCCUGCGCCCGUACCACGUCAAUCCUGGAUUCCUGCUGGCAGAGGGACUGGCUCCUGCUUCUCACCCACGGAAUGCACUAAAGUCUCUGUUCAAAGUGAUCAGUCAGAGUUUCUGCCCGAGUGAAACAAGCAGCUGUCUCUCACUGCCUGUCGUCCCCAGCUGCUGCAGGACUUUGGGGGUUGUCCCAGUGUCCCCUCUCCUGCCGUCACCCCGACCCCGUGUGAGCACUGGUGACACGGCCUGAUCGCGUCCUCAGUGCCACAGCAGCAAAACCGGGCGAGAUCUGCUUAAUUGCUGAACUCAAUCACUCCAAAGUGCUAAUCAGUUAUUUAACUCAGCUUCCACCAAAGACUCUUGUGUUGGGGAGUUGAAUUUUUGUGGGUUUUUUUAAUUUCCUCACAGUGUUAAAUCAAUGCCUUCAAGCACACUGACAGACCCCAAAGCAUUUUUACGGUUGUAUCAUGACGCUGAAAUCCUGCUCCAGUUCUGAAACACAUUCCUGAAACCUGAACAGCUGCAUGAGCAUUUCUAGAAAUAACCCACAGCCUGUAGUUUCUGCUGUAGGUGGGCAAACAGCCUCCCGCACACCUGGAAAUACUCCCUGUGAAGUUAGAGGGAUAAUGUUGAUCAGCGUUCCUGAUCCCUUGCCUCCAAAGGGAUGGGGUGGGAGGGCAGGGGGCUCGCUCUGGUGUGGGAUGCAGCAGGUGGAGCAUCCCACACACCGAGUCUGGCCCUGGAAAAACUCCUUUGUGUCCAGGAGGAGCUGGAGCUGGGAGUGUCCGUGGUCCCCACAGUGAUGCACAGUGACACACAGUGACUUGUGUCCCCCGGUCCCCUCUGUGCCCCCCAUGCCUGGCAGAUCCCUGGGCACAAGUUUUGCACUCCGGUUGGGAUCGUCUGUUCCUGGUAAUCAUGAAGAAAUGUUCCACUUGUAAACUUAUGUACAUUUUAUUAAAACUGUAUCUGAUGACAA
Molecule: messenger RNA, 7335 nt
Organism: Taeniopygia guttata (zebra finch)
Lineage: Eukaryota; Metazoa; Chordata; Aves; Passeriformes; Estrildidae
Gene: AAK1
Product: AP2 associated kinase 1
Biological process (GO): protein phosphorylation
Molecular function (GO): protein kinase activity; ATP binding
Source: RefSeq, a predicted model, not a curated record